Varanus komodoensis (Komodo dragon) is the source of this 2598-nucleotide messenger RNA. It is a transcript of the gene FBXL13, whose product is annotated as F-box and leucine rich repeat protein 13. Gene Ontology annotation, biological process: SCF-dependent proteasomal ubiquitin-dependent protein catabolic process. The record is from RefSeq and is a predicted model, not a curated record. Lineage: Eukaryota; Metazoa; Chordata; Lepidosauria; Squamata; Varanidae. Gene Ontology annotation, molecular function: protein binding. The transcript is spliced from 21 exons. The coding region runs from base 1 to 2598 and encodes 865 amino acids. Gene Ontology annotation, cellular component: SCF ubiquitin ligase complex.
AUGGCCACCUUUCAAAAUGUGGACCCCGCACUUAAGGUCUAUUUCAAGAAACACUCCAUACCUGACAUCUAUGAGGCCCUGUUAUGUGGUUUAUUGAUUAUGUGUCCUGAUGAUCCACUCAGGUUUUUAGAAGAAAAGAUAAAAGAAAUAAUGGAAAAAGGUCUUUAUAGUAUUUUAUGGAAUAUGUGUAUUGAUCCAGCAUUAAGUCUAAGGCUAAAAGUGAUUUCAGAAACAUAUUUACACACUCUUUUGGGACUUGAUGAUGAUCAGCUGAUGACAACAGAGCUGUGUGACAAAGCAUGGGACUUUUACAGCACCAACUUAAAGAGAAUAUGUUUUGAUGCAUGGAUAAACUAUUGUUCCAUGAAGAAAAUUACUAGAGCAGUGCUGCAGAAAAAGUUGUCUCUGGCAAGACAUGUCUAUGAAAACAAGUUAUUAAAAUUAAUAAUAAAGAACUGGAACACUUGGGUGCAGUAUCGCAAGGAAGAACAAGAUGGGGCAGUGAAAAGAAUAGCAAAAGUCUUUGAAUGUGCUUUACAGAAGAAAAUUUUAAUGACUUGGAAAAAAGAGGCAGGUUUUGUCAGAAAGGCUAAAAGAUACAUGGAGCAUAUAGAAGAAGCAACUGAGGAAUUGCAUGUUGUUGAAAGAACUCAUGCUGAAAGACGUCAUUCUGAGAAACGUCACUCCGCCAUGAGGCAUCAUUUUGAUGAAACCAUCUUAACAUUACACUCAAGAUCAGGCAAAGAACAUUUGACAAAACUGCCAGAAAGAGCAAUAGCUCAGAUCUUCCACUAUUUAACUUUAAUUGACUUGGGAAGAUGUGCUCAGGUUAACCGAGCUUGGAAGGCAAUGACACAAAUGACUUCUGUAUGGAGUAAAGUUAAUUUUUCUGCAGUAAAAGAUAUAGUGAAAGAUAAUAUAGCAGGAAAUAUUUUACUGAAGUGGCACACAAGUGUAGUACAUUUGAAUCUUCGUGGCUGUGCUACUCUUCACUGGCUUACUUUUAAAAAUAUUGGUCAGUGUAAGAAUUUGCAAGAGUUAAAUGUCUCUGAAUGUCAAGGGUUAAAUGAUGAAUUAAUGAGAAUUGUAUCAGAAGGUUGUCCAGUUCUCCUUUACUUAAAUUUAUCUCACACUGACAUCACCAAUGGCACACUACGACUAUUAUCAAGGGGCUUUCCCAACUUACAAUAUCUGAGUUUAGCUUAUUGCAGAAAAUUCACAGACAAAGGUUUACAGUACCUCGGCUCUGGAAGAGGAUGUCACAAGCUCAUCUAUUUGGAUAUUUCAGGCUGCCUCCAGAUCUCAGUAGAAGGCUUCAGAAAUAUUGCUAACAGCUGCAGUGGUAUCCAACACCUGAUAAUUAAUGAAAUGCCUACUUUGACAGACAGAUGUAUUCAAGCUUUAGCUGAAAAAUGUAAACAGAUUGUGUCUGUUGAAUUCAACGAGUCUCCACAUGUUUCUGACACAGGUUUUAAAGCACUUGCUCAAUGUAAACUUGUUAAAAUGAAGAUACAAGGAAGUAAUCGGAUUACUGACCUCAGUUUCAAACUGAUGAGCAAAUUCUGGCCCCAUAUGAAACGUAUUAGUGUGGCUGACUGUCAGAAGAUAACAGAUGUGGGUCUGAAGCUAAUUGCAUCACUGGAUGAUAUUAUUGUACUAAAUUUAUCUGAUUGCAUGAGAAUCAGUGAUGCAGGAAUAAAAACAUUUGUUGAUGGUUCUUCGGGCUCAAAGAUAAGAGAACUAAGCUUGGCCAAUUGUUCCUAUAUUACUGACAGUGCUGUCAUAAAAAUAGCUCAAAGGUGCUCAAAUCUAGUUUAUCUGAAUUUGCAUUAUUGUCAAGCUGUGAGUGAUGCUGGAAUUGAAACUUUGAUACUGAUACCAUCCUUGGCCUAUAUUAAUCUUUCUGGACUUUAUAUCACAGACCAGGCUCUGGAUACCCUUGGCAAACAAUGGAAAAUCAAGGAGAUUACUAUAUCAGAAUGUAGACAGAUUUCUGAUGCAGGAAUUAAGAAAUUCUGUAUUGAUUUGAGAAAAUUAGAAUACAUUGAUUUCUCCUAUUGCCAUCAGCUAUCAAAUAAUUCAUUAAAGUACUUGACUUUUAAUUGCCAUAGACUUACAUCUCUCAGUAUGGCUGGUUGUUCCAAGAUAACUGACACAGGUAUCCAGUUUGUGGCUGCUGGUUGCACUUAUCUUCAUUAUUUGGACAUCUCAGGUUGCAUAAAUAUCACUGACAAAGGACUAAAAUGUCUGAUUAAAGGUUGUCUUCAACUCAGAAUUCUCAAGAUGCUAUACUGCACAAAUAUUACCAGACAAGCAGUUUUAAAAAGUGUAUCAAAACUUCAGAAAUAUGAAUACAGUGAUGAUGACCCCCCUCUGUGGUUUCGUGAUACCAGUGGUGACUCAUUCAUUCCAAAGAAGCACAAAAAACCACGACACAGUGUAGCAGCAGUUCAGCAGAUAGUAGCACCUCCAACAGAAAAAGUCUUGGAGAUCCAUAAACCCAACACAGAAGACCUUCCAGCAGAAACAAGUUUGGAAGUCAGUAGGCCUUCCACAGAUGAACAUCCAGGUGAAAAACAGAAGCCAAAUGAUAUUUAA